UCCAUGCAAUUGCAGGUGUGCUGAAUGAGCGCCCUGUAUUUGACGUAUCAUCGUUAUAUUAACCGUACAAUACCAUCAGCUUUUUCCGGAGCAUUUCAGCGGUAUCAUUUGCUUCGACGCGAUUGGCGGAAUCGGAUGGAGUUGCUAUUUGUGCAGUCAAUUUGAUUAAUAAACGCAUGGAAGGACAUUUUGUUCGCGACCAGCAGCUCAUUGCUGUGUCUGAGAAAGAUGCAGAAGGCUUCCGAAGCGUGUGAAGACUGAAGGUGAAGCGCGUUGGACAUGCAUGAUAUUAAAUUCGGCCAAGGAGACGAGAGAGGCAAAGCUGGACCUUCCUGUUACUUUGUGCAUGCAUCCUCAUCCAGAAAACAGCGUGCGUGAUAAGGAAUAUGAGCCGUGUGAGAUGGAAAGCUGUACUGAAAAUGUCAACCUUUCUGACUUCCUGGACACUAUUUGGCAAAACCGGGAGGAUAAAUUUGAAGACUAUGGUGAAGGGAAGGAUGUGGAUUACUCUCCAAGCAGCCCAAGCCAUGAAAAUUACUCCAAAUCAAAAUGCUUCUCAAAUUUAGGAUCCUCCCUUCCAUCGAGUGCAGGACACACAACUCACAAAAUGCGGCAACUGUAUACCAGUGAACUGCUGGAUAUCAACUGUUCUCAGUGCUGCAAGAAAGUGAAUCUGCUCAAUGAUUUGGAUGCUCGCCUUCGAAACAUCAAGGGAAGCAGCCCCAAUAGAAAUAUAUCCAGCACAGCAUUCGGACACCAGCUGUUCCAGACCAACUACAAUGUCCUUGAUUUGAGUCCGGGGAGCAGCACAGAUAAUUUGUUCACAGAGAGUAUUGACUCCUGUGAUCUCAACAUUACAGAGAAGGUGACUUAUCUUGAGAAGAAGGUGACGGAGCUGGAGAGUGACAGUCUGACGAAUGGGGAACUUAAGUCCAGACUGAAACAGGAAAACACACAACUUGUCCAUCGUGUGCAUGAACUAGAGGAGCAGAUGAAGGAUGUCGAGGCAAGGGCAGAUCAGAGUCUGGAGGAGGAGACUAAGAGGCACUGCGAGGUUUACUGCAAGAUGGAGAAGGAAAGAAACACAGAGAUAGAAUUUCUGUGUAACAGGAUACAGCAGUUGGAGGAAGAGAAUGGAGAAAUGAAGACUAAUGUGCACAGGCUCAAGUCUCACGCCGAGAAACUGGACCAGGAAAAGCAGAAGAAGAUGGACAAGUUGGAGGACACAAGCCUGAGGCUAAAAGAUGAGGCGGACCUAUAUAGGAAGAUAGUUGAAAAACUUUGGCACAACCGCCGUGAGUUUCAUAAGGAAAAGAAUGCUAUGAAAGAGCUAAUUGAUGAUCUCCGCAGAGAACUGGACUAUUUGCAGCUCUUUAGGAUGGAAAUGGAGCAUCCUGGAAAGGGCAAGAGCCUUUCGGAACACAAUACCAAGCCUCGAGAGAUCGAAAUGGAACAGGAUGUGAAAAAAUUUAAACAGGAAAACCAUAAAUUGCGAGAUCAGAAUGAUGACUUGAAUGCUCAGAUUCUAAGUCUGAGUUUGUAUGAGGCCAAGAGCCUGUUUUCCUGCCACUCAAAGGUCCAGUGUCUGGCUGCUGAGAUUGACAAUGCGUCAAGGGACGAGCUAGUUGAUGCUUUGAAAGCAGAGGAGGAGAACAACUUCCGUUUGAGGAAAUACAUGGACAAAAUAAUUUUGGCCAUUCUUGACCAUAACCCCUCAAUCCUGGAGAUCAAAUGUUAAACAACAUACACAAGACAAAUCUCAAUAUCUGACCACAGUAUAUUGAUUAAAGAGAUAUAGAGGUACAGAAUGUGUUAACGAAACAAGAGUGUAAAUUAUUACACUGUGUUACAAAAAUAUUUUGCAACUUGUCUGUUUUUUCAGCUGAUUUAGAACAAUUUUGCAUUGCUGAAUUUGAAAAUGACACCAGUCAGUUGCUCUUGUUUAGGUCAGAUUUUAAUGCUAAAAUGAUUUUUAAUCUGAUUUUUUUACGAAAUUGAUUACACUUUUGUAGCAUUAAUGGGGCAUUUCUGUUCAUAUUUCUCAUCACAGAGAUUUUUAAGAGGGGGUGAAAAAAUCUAUUAAUCAAAUGUUACAAUCUUUGCUUAUUGUAAAUUGAACUGUAGACAUUGAUAAAAGUAAGUAACCUUCCAUCUGGAAGGACUCGCACCCUCCCCACGCCUCCCACACCCUUAGGUUGAGAACCCCGUGAUAUAAAGUGGAAAUACCUGUACAUGUAAAUAAAAACAUUUUAAAAACUAGGCCAUAGAUCAAAACGUUGACCUGAUUGAGCAAAAUGUGAUAAUGUGAUAUUGUGAUAUUUAGAUUCAGCACAUCAAAAUGCUUCUAUAUCAGCUAAAAAAAAUUGUGUUGUUGACCAUUGUUAUAUUAAUAUGAUGUGAAGGGUGCAAACAAAGUAUUGUUUCAUUCAGACUCUCAAAACGUACUUUAUACUGGACCGUAUAUCAUCAAUGAUGUAGUAGACACUGUUGCAAAGCAAAAUCUUAUCACUUUUACCGAACACUUAAAAAAAAAAAAAUAAUAAUAAUAAUUUCUUGCAGUUGAAAAGCAGGAUUAUGAUCUGUUAUCAUCAUUUAUCACUGUUUUAGUGAAACUGUGUAUUUUGGGCAAAAUUGGUGUGAGAACAUAAGAAACAACUCCAAUGUUAACCAUUACACACUGGUCGCAUCAAAUUUGACAGCUAUAAAAAUUAUAUAAAAAUACUCUGUUUAUUGCACCCUGAAAUAUGACGACUUUCCUAAAGCGAUCCAAAAUACACAAAAAUGAAAAUAUUUAAGAAGGGCAUUGUUUUGUACAAGUGCUACAAAACAAAGUUUGUGUUCACUGAGGCUGUUCAGGGUAAAAUUGAUUUUACAUUGAUCAGUGUGUAUUAAAUCAAAGAAAGUGGUUGUAAUCGUGAGAAUCUUGAAACUGUACAGGCCAUAAAUGUUUUUUUUUUUUAACGGGGGAGUGGAAACAGUGUUCAAGAGGGAGCUUGAAAACAUCCCGACAAUUGGAGUAUCUCAAAGAGUAAAAGAGUCCAAUUCACGGAUGUGUUGAUUUUUUAUGGGACUGUAGGGAGGAGGUUCAUGGGGGAGUUUGAACCAGUCCAGAGAACUGUCAGUGUUGCCACUGCUUUUGCACAAGUUCCCACAGAAACAGGCACAUGUUGGUUGGCCUUUGAAGGGUCAUGGGGAAUCUCAAAUUAAAAUCAACAAAUGUCAUACAGAAAUAAGACUUCACAUUGUUUGUUUUUUUUAUCCAAAGAUGAGUGGUGUAAAACAAAAAAUGAACUUUGUUUAAUAUGAACCAGUGAUUGAGGAUUGAUCAUCUAAUUGUCAGAUAGGCUAUUAAUACAUUUUGAAAAGAGUUUAGUUCAUAAUUUAAAAUGAAUAUGAUGAUAUUCAGGGUACGGUUGAGCAUCGUUUGAAUUUGAGCGAUUCCGGUUCCGAUUCUGGUUUCUUAGUUCAAUUCCGGAUCCAAACGAAUCUCUAUUCCAAUUCUUUUAGCGGGCUUGGUCAAAAAGGUUUGCAUGGUUUAAAUAAAGGGUGUCCAAAUUCUAAACAUCCGUUUUCUUAGCAGCCCGCAGCAUAGACUAAAAUGAACAUUUGACUCGAGGUUCUUUAUAACCAGCAUCAAUAUCAAACCUAUGAGCUAAAAGGCAGCGUGUGUGGAACUAACCCUAAUUGACUUAAUAUUCAUUAAUGUUUCAGUUGAAAGUUAAAUAUAGCUUUGUUAAAAAUUAACUGUUUUAUUUCAUUGUUUCACUCACCCAGUUGAUUGAGAGUUGACUUCACUGGUAGCAUUGUUAAAAUAGUUAUUUUGCAGCUGAGAAGCAAAAUAGUUAUUUUAACAAUGCUAUAUAGCUGCAACUGUAUUAUGUUUCAUCACGUAAAAUGGUUUAUAUGUGCAAGUUUAACUUGACUUGUUUUACCGAUGAGGCACAAUGUUAGUGUUUGUGAUAUUGUGAGACAGUGUUUAUGUGAAUUUUGUCCCAAUUCAUUGUGAUGUAAAGUUGCUACGGUGACAUUUUAGAUCAAUGUUAAGCUUUUUAUUUUUUUUUUUGCUUUUUUUUUUU
Molecule: messenger RNA, 4076 nt
Organism: Phycodurus eques (leafy seadragon)
Lineage: Eukaryota; Metazoa; Chordata; Actinopteri; Syngnathiformes; Syngnathidae
Gene: rab11fip4a
Product: RAB11 family interacting protein 4 (class II) a
Biological process (GO): regulation of cytokinesis; endocytic recycling
Cellular component (GO): endocytic vesicle; midbody; cleavage furrow
Source: RefSeq, a predicted model, not a curated record